AUGCGCUCAUCAGUGAGCUACAUACUGUCUCACGCGCCCGGAGAGUCCGUGAUGUCUCACCCAGACUACGCGCAACACGCUCAGCACCACGCUUGCCUGCUGGUACUGGUCAAAGGGAUUGGGGGCGUAUUAAAAAAUUUCAAUAAACUCUGGGAGCGGAUACAACGCGUCAAUAAUAUUAAAGUAACUGAUUCUUCUGGACAAGUAAGAGAUAUUUGGGUAAGGUAUGUCCGAGAUUACCCAGUUGAGAACAAUGAUUGGGGAGACUUCCAAACUCAUAGGAGGUUACUAGGCUUAAUAACGCUAAGCAAGUUUGCAAAUCAAAUAGAGCUCAAUGAAGUCUGUAGAGUUCACGAGUCUUUAAAAGUGAAAUAUUCUAGUACGCUAUAUGACUCACGAGCUUUCAUGUUUGGGCCUGGAAGUAACUUGAAGAAACCACAACAGGAGCCUGAAACUUACAACCCUUUUGAUGAUGAUAAGCUGAAAGAAAAAGCGAGCCUAAGUGAUAAGACAUCACUUCCAAGUGAUCAGCCAGAUAGCUUAUCUUCAGUUGGGAGUUUUCCUAGAUCCACAUCUUCUAAUACAUCAUAUUCAGUGCAAGAAGAAAAUUUUACGACCCCAUCGAAUUUUAAGACUCAUGGACUAUUCUAUGGAGAAAACGACCCUGUGCCAGAUCUUGAGCAGCAUGUGGCCGAUCUUAUUAAUUCAUUAUUUUGGGUGGUUGAAUCAAAAAGAUUGGAAAGAUCGAGAGAGAAAUUGGAAAAGGUCUCCCUAUUGUUGGCUCCAUUUGAGAAAAGAGAUUUUGUUGGGCUUGACAUGGAAUCUCGUAAUAAUAAAAAGCGUUGUAUGGGCCGAGUUACCAAAAAUUUGGCAGACUUAACCUUACAAGCAGGAUUAAUUGCAGAAGCUCUAAGUUUAUAUCAUUCUUCUGCAGAAAUACUUAAAUCUGUUAAUGAUUGGCUUUGGUUAGCCGCAGCUAAAGAAGGUCACUGUGCAACAUCUGCUAUACUGCAAUAUCCAAGUCUCAGGAACUCCACGCCCUUACAACGUAACGCGUCUCUACAAGAAAGCUCUCCCAAUAAAACAAAGCCAUUAUCAUUAUAUCAGCCUAAUACAGACCCUUUCCGGAAAUUAAAACUUCAUUCAUCUCCAUUAAAAUCAUCUAAAACGUCUAGUCCUGUAAAUCCUCCAAGUGAACUAACUCCAUCUUCUUCUGAGAGCGUGGAAACAUCUUCCAGACAGUCUGAAACUGAUAAUGCAGAUACUGAGUCUCUAGCUUCAUCAAGUGAUAUCGACUAUCAAAGCCAAAAAUCCUACUUGAGCCCUGAUCUCCCUUCGAUUCCAAGGCAACCUCCAUCUCAAAUUAAUAACCAAUAUUUACUCAACGGAGAGGAAAUUGCAGAAAAAUACAGAAAAGCAAUAAUACAUUACAGCAAAUAUCAAAAUGCAGGAAUAAUUGAAACCGAGGCAUGUUUUAAGGCAGCUAGAAUUGCUGUUGAGCAAAAUAACAGCUUGCACGCGUCCAGUUUUCUACAAAACGUUAUAUUUAUUAAUUUAACAUUAAGUGAGCAAGAGAAAAUUCAGAGAUUCGAUACACUCGCUGAGCUCUAUAAAGAAAUCGGCUUUCUUCGAAAGGCGGCAUUUUGUCAACGCCUCGCUGCUACUAGACAAGUGAGCGCGAAUAACCCGAAUCCUGAUUGGCAACGAUGUUACUACCUCAUGUUGCACAGCUUUCCUGGUCAUAAACUUAGUCUUGAUCCUAAUUAUGUUAUUCAACAUCAAGUGGGCUGGCCAGCGCUCCAGAUCCAGUUGCUACACGAGCUGGUGGUGGCCGCCCGCCGGAUGGGGCACCCCGCGCUCGCCACGCGCCACAUGACCUUCCUGCUGCAGACCAUGUGGCCGCACCUGUCGCGCCAGGAGCACCGGGACCUGGCCAUACAGCUGCAGGCACUUUCAGCUCAGUGUGAAGGGGGUCCAGUACCUCUCGUCCUGGAAACAGGAGAAGUGAUACCUCCAGCAAACUUAACUCACGUACCAAGUUGCUCAUACUUCAAUCCACGACAAUUGCCUCCACCUCGAACACCGCAUCUUAUAAAAUCCAAAUCCAACCAAGGACCAUUCAUAUUUACACCGAUACAUUUUGGUAGCCUUGAGAGGAAAAAUAAAAAAGAUGAGGGCAAAAUGGAAUACCUCUGGGUCGAGGACGAUAUUUGUGAAGUCCAAUUGAAAUUGACCAAUCCUCUUCCUUUUGAGUUGAAAGUAUCGAACAUGCGUCUUUUAACUUCUGGCGUUGUCUUCGAAUCUAUCCCAGAGACUAUAAUUCUUGCUCCAGAUUCUCCUACUACUGUUAACCUUCACGGAACACCUAAGGAAGUUGGCGAGUUACAGAUAUUAGGCUAUUCGACCCACACUUUGGGAGUUAAGUCUAAUUGUAGACUUAAAAAUAUGCCAAUGCCUCAUAAAUUUCCUGCUUCAUUCUUAAUCGAAGUCAUUCCAAGUUUGCCAACAAUAACCAUAGAGACAACUUUGUCCCUUGCUGGAAACAUUAAUCUUUCAAAUCCAGAAAUGUCUGGUAACAUAACUAACAUCUCACUAUACAAUGGUGAGAGUACUGAAUGCGUUAUAACUAUCACGAAUACUAGCAAUGUACCAAUUGAAUAUUUGGACUUGUCAAUUCAGUCAAACAUGGAUAGCCAACUACAGUCAAAAGUAUUUCAGUGGUCAAAUGAAGAAAUACAAGCAAAAUUGCCGAUAAAUCCCAGUGAUGUGGCCACAAUAGUUAUGAAAUUAUAUGGAGAAGCUGAUUUUCUAGACUUAGGAGGAGUAGGAGAAAAUCUUUUUCCCAAUAGUUUGAUAUCUAAUUACCCUUCAAGGGUGGGUUCACCAGUUCCAAAUGCUCAAACAUCUUUACCUACACACAGUUCUAAUCCUCAUACUUCUUUAAGUAGUGGUUUGAUUGUUAAUAGGACCUCUGGGAGUUUUAGGUCUACCAAUUCACAAACAACUAGCUGGUCCGCACCACUUUCUAUUAUGCCACCGUCAAGAGGACGUCAAAUAGAAACUCAGAUUAUUAUAAGGUAUUCCGGAGGCGUUGGUAAGGAUUUGCAUUGCCGACAAUCUAUUCUUCAAAUGAAUCUUGAGUUACUACCAAGUGUGUCUAUAACUCACUGGGAUGUGUUGCCCGCUGAAAUCCCUAGUCAACUCUACCUAGUAUUGGACAUCACAAACCUAACAAACGAAGAAAUGGACUUUCACUACACUCCCACUAAACAUAUUUUAAUCGAAGGGAAGGAGUCUCGCAGGGUACCCGUUCCACUCGAUAGAUGUCCAUUUACUACCCCGAUAACUAAAAUUGAGGAAGAUACUGCUGAACCAAAAUCCAUUAGUACAGGAACAUCAAUCAAUAGUCUUGAACUAAUGUGUUCUGAACAUUUAACUAAGAAUGUAGAUCUACAAUGGCACUUACUACAAUCAAAUAUAACUGGUCGCGCUUCUGUCAAAGGCAUAACUCUCUCUCAAACUAUGAUGGAUAUUGUGCGAAUGUCACCAUUGAAUUGGGAGGUGAGUCUAAACAAUCAAUGCAUUAAGCCACAAGAGGAGUACAAUUGCAUGGCUGGUGAAUGUUUGUCAUUAGGAGUAGCAGUUUGGAAUCAUCUUAGCAGACCGUUACACAAAUUGUGUCUAUCCGUUCAAUUCUAUCAGGAUUAUAAUAAUGGUGUGCUUAACUACAAACUAGAUAACAGAGUUGCAACAGCUGGAAAUAACAAGGUAGUACUGACAACACUACUAGAAUCGGCAAAGGCAUAUCAUGAAUGUACUGUUGUGUUUUUAACACCUGGCGAGUACAAAAUCGACAUCCAAUGCUCAACUACAGAACCUAUAUUAGAUGAAGUCCCACACAUCAAAGAUACAAACCAAGUGCCCGUACAGUCUUGCGCUAGUGAAAUAAGUCAUGUUUGGAGGUUUAUACCUCCAGUAGCGAUUAGUGUCACUGAUUAGAGUAAUCGUGUACUGUCAUUAUUUAUUGAAACGUGUACUGCUAACCCUGUAAUUCAAAUCUCUAAACAAUAUAUAAAAAAAACAUUAUAAACGAUUAAAGCUUAUUUAUUCAAA
Messenger RNA from Melitaea cinxia (Glanville fritillary), 4113 nucleotides. It is a transcript of the gene brun, whose product is annotated as protein brunelleschi. NCBI's taxonomy places the organism in Eukaryota, Metazoa, Arthropoda, Insecta, Lepidoptera, Nymphalidae. The coding region runs from base 1 to 3999 and encodes 1332 amino acids. The transcript has 17 exons. Gene Ontology annotation, cellular component: trans-Golgi network. The record is from RefSeq and is a predicted model, not a curated record.